This is a messenger RNA of Pneumocystis murina B123, 888 nucleotides long. RefSeq lists its product as hypothetical. The record is from RefSeq and is a predicted model, not a curated record. NCBI's taxonomy places the organism in Eukaryota, Fungi, Ascomycota, Pneumocystomycetes, Pneumocystales, Pneumocystaceae. Gene Ontology annotation, cellular component: mitochondrial small ribosomal subunit. Gene Ontology annotation, molecular function: structural constituent of ribosome. The transcript is spliced from 2 exons. Gene Ontology annotation, biological process: mitochondrial translation. The coding region runs from base 1 to 888 and encodes 295 amino acids.
AUGAUUUUAAAGAUAUUAAGAAAAAGACAAGCAAAUACUAUGUCAAGGUUAGAAAAUGUUUCUUUAUGUAUUUUAAAGAAAAUUCGACAUUUUUAUACUGAGAAAGCAUGCAAUGAGAACGCAAAGUUAGGAUCUAAGAAAGAAAAUAGGAAUCUAAAAAGCAAUGAUAAAAAAAAAAUUCAAAAUAAAAAGAGAUUUUCUGAACAAUCCGAUUAUAUUAAAUGGCUUGUAGAUCCAAUGGAAGGUGGUCAAUAUAUAAAACCAUUAUCUAAAGCUGGUACGAAUUUUAUUCAUCAAAAAGAAUAUCCAUAUCCUUUGAAUCCUAAAUUUAAACCACAGCCUCCAUUAAGUCUUGAAGCAAGAAGAAAUAUUGGAGAGAAAUGGAAACAAGGAAAAAGUCUAAGAGAAAUUUCUGAUAUGUUUGGUAUAAGCGUUAUACGUGUAGAAGCAGUUCUUCGUCUUCUUGAACUUGAAUCUAAAUGGCGUCAAGAGGAAAGAACCCUUGAUUCAUAUGCUCAAACUAUGCAUCACAUGCUUGGUUCUGCUACAAAUCAGUCAUUUAAUGAGCCUCCGUUUUUUGUUUUUACUCCUUCUGAAACUCAAAAUUUCACUUUAAUACAUGAAAAUUCUGAAUUUACUUCAAAAGAUGCUGCUGAUGAAUUACAAAGAUGUCUAUAUUCUGAUUUUAAAGAGAAAGUAAUACAAUUUCAGUCGAAUACCUUUUUGCAUAACAAACAUGAUAUUUCAAAUAAAGAACUAAAAUUACAAAAAGAAAUAAUCAAUUCAAUUUCAGAAAAAAAUAGAUUUGAUUUAAAAGUUGUUGAUUCCUAUACGGGUAAUAUUUGGUUACUAUCUAAAGGUCUUUUGAAACAAAUUAAAAUUAAAUAA